Messenger RNA from Arachis ipaensis, 2920 nucleotides. RefSeq names its product SH2 domain-containing protein A. Gene Ontology annotation, molecular function: DNA-binding transcription factor activity. Gene Ontology annotation, biological process: regulation of DNA-templated transcription; signal transduction. Lineage: Eukaryota; Viridiplantae; Streptophyta; Magnoliopsida; Fabales; Fabaceae. The record is from RefSeq and is a predicted model, not a curated record.
AAAAGUCAAAACCGUCCAAUGUUUCGUUUUAAAAUGCUUGCUUUAAGUCCAUUGUUAUUCCUCUCCGCUGCAAUUUGGUAACUCGUCUUCUCAAUCAGUCUCUGCCUUCUCCUCCGUCUUCAUCCUCUCACUCACUCACUCGGACGCUCUCCUCUCAACGGCUCUCCCUGUGACUCUGCCAAGACGCCGUCAACACAGCGCCCCUGUCUCGUACGUCCUUGCAGUCGCCGUCACGUCGUCCUCACUUCCGCUGCCUCCAGCCCUCCACGCUGUCCUCAUUCCUCGCUCUCCACUGCAACCAUGCCUUCGUUAGGAUGGAGAAGGAAAAACUGAGAUACAAGCUAGUCCAGUUACUCCAACUUCGAAAGAACUGCAACUUCUAAAAAGGCUACGCUUGAGAGACCAAAGUUUUAUAGAGAGCAAAAACAAAAAAAAGAAGAAAUUAUGUUCACGGAUGCAAUAGGGAAUGCAGGGUACUCUCUGCUGAACGAUUUAAGAGCUGAAAUUGAAGUGAAGGAUGGAACUUUUUCUCUCUGCUUUUGGGUUUAUUUGGCCAACUCAACUACAUUUCCUGCUACCAUUAUUCAGCAGGUUUGCUCUGAUGUUUCUGAAAGUGCUCCUUUCCUCGUUAUAAAUGAUCACAAGAGAAUUAAUCUUCUACCGCUUCUUCUCUUACAUGAAGAAGCUCCUGAUACUGGCAAUAUCAAUUCCUUGACAGAAGUUGCAUAUGCAACUGUAGAUUUUGAGUUUCCAUUGCAAAAUUGGGUUCACGUUGGAUGUGAGGUUUGCCCUAAUCACAUGAAACUACAGAUUAAUGGAGAGAUUGUUGGAGAAAAACCGCUGUCAUCAAAUAAGGAACCCAGUUCAAAUGAUUUGAGGAAAAUAGUUUUGGCAAAUAUUGGUGGAGAUGGAAAUAUUUCACACGGUUAUGUGUACAAUUUUCAAGUUUUCCCUUCUGUUUCAUCUAUUAAAGAUCACCAUAUGAAGGAUCCUCCUCUAAAGUUAUCUAUUGAUGAGUCAUCUGCCUCUGAGAUUGAAGAAGAAAGUGAUGGUGUUUGGAGCAUUGUUGGUGGCAAGGCAUCUUGUCGUAGGAACUUCUCUUUGGACGUUGUACUAUUAGAUGUUUUUGGCCAACCUGUUGAUAAGGAGAAUGAGCAGGUUUAUGCUUCACUUUUGUAUGCUGACACACGGGCACCAGUGGAGAAUACAAUUGAUGAAGAAGCACCCAUUUUGGCUAGCUAUGAUGGAAUUGAAUUUCCUUCUUAUGAAAGACCGAGUAAACUUUUACUGGGCCGUGCAUCUUUUAAGCUGAAGAUAUCUCAGCUUUCAUCCAAGUGUGAUAACAGGUUGUUCCUCAUCAAAUUCUGUGUUCCAAAAUUAGGAAAUUAUCCUUUUUUUGAGGCACUCUCCCGUCCAAUUCGAUGCAUCUCCAGGAGUCGUAAUACCCGAUUGUCUACCCUGGUGUGGAAAAGGUCACCUGGUCUUCCUAAGCAUAAUUUAAUGCAAUCUUCAGGAAUGGAUGAUGCAUCCUUUGAACAUCAGCAUCCUGUUUGUGAGGCAAAAUCUAAUCCAUUAACGAAGCGAUUCAGAUUUGGACAUGACAAGAUAUCCGUAUCAGUGAAGGCUGACACCAACCUAGAGCAACCUGACGAGGAAUGUAAUUCUCAUGCCCGGACUACUAAUCAGGUUGAGAAUGGGCUUACAACUGGCUUGUAUGGCACACCUGCUAACUACGAGGCAUAUGAGACUCUGUCUGAUUCAGAGAGUAUAGGGGAGAGAAAUUCACCUUCAAAUAAUGUGGCAAGUAGAAGAUAUCCAAUAUCUGACAUGACUGUUUUUAAGUACUGCUUGGCUGGCUUGGCUGAGAGAUCGCUGAUGCUUAAGGAGAUUGCAUCCUUGGCCUCAAAGAAAGAAAUUUCAGAGUUGGCCCAUCAUGUGUCACUUUAUUCAGGAUGUUCACACCAUGGAAAUCAAAUAUUAAUUGCCAAAAAAUUGGUGGAAGAUGGAACUAAUCUUUGGAAGAUGAUGUCUCCAAACAACAACCACGUUCCUUGGGAGAGUGCAGUGUAUGAGAUUGAAGAGCAAUUCAUGAAGAUUGCUUGCAGUUCGCGAUCUCUCUCACAUCAGGACCUAGAGCUUCUAAGAGUUAUUGCUGGAUGUCAAGAGUAUUUAGCCCAAGAAAACUUUGAGAAGUUAUGGUGUUGGUUGUACCCUGUGGCUUACAUAAUUUCAAAGGAGCGGGUAAACCCUAUCUGGAAUUCUACAUCACCUAAGUGGAUAGAAGGAUUCAUAACUAAGGAGGAAGCAGAAGCUUCGCUUCAAGGUCCCACAGGACUUCAAGAACCAGGUACAUUUGUAUUGAGAUUCCCCACCUCAAGAAGCUGGCCCCACCCAGAUGCAGGUAGCCUAAUUGUCACAUAUGUUGGCAAUGAUUACAAACUUCACCACAGGCUACUUUCGGUGGAUCGUGUUUUUGGCUCUGGUGAUAAAGGAAUCGACAUGAAGCCACUCCAAGCUAUGCUAAUGGAAGAACCUGAGUUGACUCGAUUGGGAAGGAUAAUAAGAGGCCAAUAGGAUCGGUAGAACUGUGCAGAAUGCCCUUCACCACCCAGUUGAGUUCCUUUGAAGGUUGUCUUUGAGUGAUAGACUCAGAGAAGAUGCGGCUUCUUGUGGUUGAUUUACGAUAGAAUGUUUUCCAUCCAGCAUAUAUGUAUAUAAUGUAAGAUUUUAGGUAUGAUAUUUUCAAAUUUAGCAGCUGUUGAUCGUUGAACUGCAUUUAUUCAUAUGUAACCACCACCACAAUUCAUAGCAUUGCUUUUCGUGUGCAGUUGGCUUCAAUAGCCAUCUUGUUCAUUGAUAACGCAAUGAUUCUAUUGAUUUUUCUAAUGAAAAAAACUAACCCGUUAACUAGGUUUUUACU